ACAUUUUCAACAUUUUGCAAUAGUGCAAAACUUCGGUUUCGUAUGAAAGAGUGAACCUGCAUAUAAUAUUCUAAUCACGGUAACAUGAUGUAUCGAAUGCAGCUCAGCAUUGCGAAUGGAUUUGCACGCGUCAAGAAAGGAAUACUCAGUAAAGAAGUAACUGUACAUAGCUAGGGUACAGCCAGAGGGAAUAUAUAGUACACUGUACUAUAUACUAUACUCGUACGAUCAGAUUUGUGCCACCAAACAUUGAAUAGUCAAUAAAAUACGACGCCUGCCACUUAAUUAUUCCAUUGAAGUCAAUUGUUGAACGGUAGGGGAGCACCGAACAGUUGAGUUUGAAUAACAGCUGAUAGAAGUCGCUUGCGCACGAUAUCAACAUAUCACUCUACACAGAGAAGUGUGGUUCGCUGAUAGUGUAUAAGUGAGCUGUUUCAAGUCGAAGCAAGGACAGUCGCUGUUUAUCCGUAAGUGCCUGUGGUUCAAUCUUGUCAAAGUCCUUAUUAUUUGCAUGGCCAAAUAAAUGUACUAGCUACAUGAAAUAGUUUAUCAAUUUAGAACCUUGUUACAGUGCGAAUAAGUUUCAGUUUCAGUGUGCUUUUGUGUCGUUUCUACUGUGUAAGGGUCUCAUAUCAUAACAUCGGAGGGUAAACAUGUUUAGCACGUUCCAACGUUUAUUCGAGCAGUCUCUGAGAAAGCGCCCUCUGUUGACCAACUAUGUAGUUUACGUUUCUUUCUACACGGCUGCGGAAUUUACCCAGCAAACUGUCAACAAAUAUUACUUGCCAAGUAAACCAGACUAUAAUUUUGCCUCUGGAGCCCGUGUGGUGCUGACGGGCAGCACGCUGUACGCACCCACUUUAUAUGUUUGGUACAAGUUCCUGGAUAGGAAGUUUGUCGGUACUGGUAUGAAGACGGUGCUUACCAAAGUGCUCUCUGACCAGUUAUUCAUGACGCCCACCUUACUCGCCUGCUUUUUUAUUAUACUAAGCAUAUUGGAGGGCAAGAAGGAUAUAUUCGAAGAACUUAGACACAAGUACGUAAAGACGUUUUUGGCAAAUCAAAGCUUUUGGAUACCAGUACAGACGAUUAACUUCGCGUACAUACCAUCACAUCUUCGGGUGACGUACGUGGCAUCCGCUUCAUUUAUCUGGAUCAAUGUGCUGUGCUACAUCAAGCGACAGCAGAUUAGUGGAACACAGAAGAAUGAGCCAUCAAAGUAGGAUACGGCAAGAUAAACUAGACUUAGAAGUGCAUGCAGCAAAGUUAGUUUUUGCACGACUGCAAUGAAGACAGGUGCCAUUUUUCGACACUUCGGCCAAUUGAGGAAUCUGUACCCUUAGUAUGAGUUUGCUUUACGUUUAAAGUAAUCGUAACGAGAGUGCGUUCGGCACUCUGAUUGGCCGGCUCGAAUAAUCCAACCAAUCAGAGCGCCAGACGCACUUUCGUUUCUAUUACUUUGCUAUCGGGCAAUGUUAUCCCGCCACCUCAUUGGAGUUCCUAAUUUUGAGUUUCGUUAAGCAUCAAGAACAGACUAAGAAUUAACGCCGUACGCAGAGUCAUUUAAUGGUUACUUAAACCAGUUCUUAGCAAUUGUUUUCGAUACAAAAUCGUUACUAAGGAACAGUUUAAGUACCUAAUCAUUAAAUGACUCUAAGUACGGCAGUUAGAGGCAUCUCUGGUUUUGGCAUCAAGAAUGAAAGCUUGUAAACUGUCCCUAUAGAUGUAUUGCUGUCCUUUUUCAAAGAUAGUUUGUAAAAAUGAGCUGCAGUUAGCAAAUUACGUAAUGUGCCAAUCUAUACAUAUAUCUUCUUCUAUACUUAUAAUAAAUCUGUAGAGAGGUCAAUUCUGUACAUGAAAUAUAUUUCCAAAAUAACUAUCAGCGGGUGAUUAGUGAUCGAUACUGACGCCAAAAAUGCAAUCAGAAAAUUUUUUGUCUGUCUGCCUGUCUGUCUGUCUGUAUGUUCUUUAUAGAAACAAAAACCACUCGACAGAUUUCAACGAAACUUGGUACAAUUGUUCUUCAUACUCCUGGGCAGGUUAUUGUAUACUUUUCAUCACGCUACGAUCAAUAGGAGCAGAGCAGCGAAGGGAAAUGUUGGGAAAACAGGAGAACUUACUCCAUUUUUUAAGCUUCCGUCGCGUGUGCAGCCUUAAUGGUUAAAGCUACACAGAAAUAAUGUAUGACGGAAAUGUUCUCCUUAAAAUUGUUAAAAAAAUAUUCCACGACAGCAAAUUUAAUGUGUAUCUCUUAUGGUUGACUCACAAUAACACGUAUAACUCCCGAUAGCUUAGCAGUUCGGAGCUUUCUGAUUAUAUUUGUCUACUCUUACUUAUAACAAUCUAAUUCAUCCCUAAUUAAAAAAUAUUAAUAUUAUUACAUAUUUAAUAAAAAAAACAUAAAAAUCGGUACAGAAACACCAAAUAUAUACAUGAAUUACGCUAAUAAGCCAUCGUGCGUGAAUACUGAAUCAUGCAAUAAGGAUUAUUUUUGUGUAACAGUCACCGCGCUCGGCGCGGCUAGCCCCGGGAGGUAUAAAAAGGCGGCGGAUCCAAAUACGAACUUCAUACAAUAUUUGGCUGUUGAUGCGAGUAGACGUCCCGAGCAUUCGACCUUAUUGACAAACAAUAUAGUGUAUCAGCGUGACAUAGUCUUUAAAUAAAUUUAGUUUAUUUGGUUUUCUUUUGUUGUUAUUUUAUAAAGUAGGUAUUAGUUAUUUUAGUAAGUAGUGUAUUAUAUUCGUUGCAAAUUAAUAAUAGUUUAAAUUUUAUUUCUUUUUAGGUGAUAGUAAUUAUUAGUAAUAGGUUAGUAGUAGUUAGUUAGUUAGUUAGUAGUUUAUAUUAAGUAGGUAAAAGCGUAGGUACUUUUAUAUUUCGUUUAUUUAGUUUUCUUUUGUUGUUAUUUUAUAAAAUAGGUAUUAGUUAUUUUGGUAGUGUAUUAUAUUCGUUAAAAUUGCAAAUUAUUAAUAGUUUAAAUUUUAUUUCUUUUUAGGUGAAGUAGUAAUAGGUUAGUAGUAGUUAGUUAGUUAGUUAGUAGUUUAUAUUAAGUAGGUAAAAGCGUAGGUACUUUUAUUAAUUAUAGGUAUAGGUAUUAUUAAUUAUAGUAGUUAGUUUUUCAAGAUGCUUUUUGUUACGUAAGAAAAUAUGGACGUCCCGACUUAUUUAUUACUGUGACUACCAAUCCCAAGUGGGCUGAAAUCACUCGGGAGCUUCUCGAAGGUCAAGCACCGCAUGACCGCCAUGAUAUUAUCGCAAGAGUUUUUCAUUUAAAAUUAAAAUCAAUGAUACAUCUACUCACCAAAGAUAACAUUUUUGGAGAAGUAUUGUGUUAUAUGUAUAGUGUUGAGUGGCAAAAACGCGGCUUACCUCACGCACAUAUCCUGCUUUGGUUAAAAGAUAAGGUUCGACCUAAUGAUGUAGAUAGUUCAAUCAGUGCUGAAAUUCCAGAUCCAAUUGCAGAUCCUCUGUUAUACGACAUUGUUAAAACUCAUAUGAUACAUGGUCCAUGUGGUGCAUUUAACAGGAAUGCUCCUUGCAUGCAAGAUGGUCGUUGCACUAAAAGAUAUCCAAAAGCCUUAGUGGAUGAAACUGUAACAGGAGAUGAUGGAUACCCAUUAUAUCGUCGCCGUUCAAGGGAUAAUGGUGGUUUUAUUGUUGAAAAGCGAGUAUCUGGACAACAGGUUACUCUAGAUAAUAGGUGGGUCGUUCCGUAUUCGCCCGUGUUGUCUAGAACAUUUCAAGCUCACAUAAACGUUGAAAUAUGUAAUAGUGUACAAUCUAUAAAAUAUAUCUGUAAGUAUAUCAACAAGGGUAGCGACCAAGCUACAGUUGCGUUGCGAAAUGAACACGAUGAAGUCACUAGAUUUCAGUCAGGCAGAUAUAUUAGCUCUUCAGAAGCGGUGUGGCGGAUCUUAAGUUUUAACAUUCACGAAAGAUAUCCACCUGUGACUCAUCUGGAUGUUCAUCUUGAAGGCGGUCAACGUAUAUAUUUUAACGCAGAAAAUGUUACAGAACGAUUAGAGAACCCUAGACAAACAACUUUAUUAGCAUUCUUUCGACUUUGCCAAAUUGAUGAUUUUGCUAAAUCUCUUUUGUAUGAGGAAGUUCCAUCGUAUUAUACCUACGAUAAGCAACGAGGUGUCUUUAAUCGUAGACGCCGUGGCAGGCCUGUUGAAGGCGAGUCAGAUAUUUUCAAAGAACAUGUUCUUGGUAGAGUGUAUACCGUUCAUCCCAAUAACGCUGAAUGUUUCUUUUUGCGAUUAUUGUUACAUACAGUGCGAGGACCAACUUCAUUUAUUGAUUUGAAAAAAGUAGAUGACAUUGUUUAUCCAACUUAUCAUGCAGCUUGCCAAGCGCGUCAUUUGCUUGAAAAUGAUCAGCAUUGGGAUGACGCUUUAGCAGAAUCCUGUGUAAGUGAUAAUCCACGACGGUUACGUCAUUUAUUUGUAACAUUACUCACAUUUUGUAAUUUGUCAGAUGCUGUACAAUUAUGGGAAAAAUAUAAAGAAAAAUUUGCAGAAGACUUUCUUCGGAAUAUGUCUCAUAAUGACGAAGGUGCAAAUAAUGAUAAUUUCCGUGAUCUUGCCAUAAAUCAGUGCUUAUUAGCUCUUCAGGAAGACUUAACAGCAGUAGGCGGUAAAUCACUCUGUGAAUAUGGUUUGCCAACACCAACCUCAGUCGGACAGGUUAUCAAUAGUGAAUAUUCCGCAGAGAUUGGUUACAACUCAAUGGAACUGUUGGCAACAUUAGAAAACGGUGUCCCAAUGAUGACUGCAGAACAACGUACAGUCUAUGAUCGCGUAUGUGAGAGUGUUCAGAAUGAUUCGGGAACAAUGUGGUUUUUAGAUGCACCUGGAGGAACUGGAAAAACCUUUUUGACUAAAUUAAUAUUAGCUUAUGUUCGAAAUCAGUGUAAAAUUGCUCUUGCCGUGGCUUCAUCGGGUAUAGCUGCAACAUUGUUACCAGGAGGUAAAACUGCUCACACUAUGUUUAAAAUACCAAUUGAUUUAGAUCGCACGGAAACUCCAACCUGUAGUAUAUCAAGAAAUAGCGACAAAGCUAGGGUAUUACGUGACUGUAAUUUAAUCAUAUGGGAUGAAUGUACGAUGGCCCAUCGAAAAGGAGUAGAAGCGGUAGACAGAACUUUAAGGGAUAUCAGACAAAAUGAUCGACCAAUGGGCGGUAUCACGGUUUUAUUUUGUGGUGAUUUCCGACAAACCUUACCGGUAAUACCACGGGGAACCCGAGCUGAUGAGGUUAGAGCUUGCCUGAAAAGCUCUUAUUUGUGGCUUGAUAUACAAUCGGUGCAUUUGACUAUAAACAUGCGAGUGAGAACUGGAGAUAACCCGGAUGAUCGUCAACCUGGAAAAAUACGUAGAAAAAAAUAUUUUUAUUUUCCAGUUUUAUUCUACAGAACGCGAGCUCAACAGCAGUAGCUCAAUAGAGGGAAAUUAAUUAUUAUGGCCGUAUUUGGGUCCAAUAGAUAUUUAUAAGAUGUCAUUUUCAGAGUUACUCAAAAUGGAGAAAUAAAACAUCCACGCGAAAACCGACAUCCGCGCGGACGGAGUCGCGGGUGGAAGCUAGUUGUAAAUAAUUUGAGUACAGUACCUAAUCGUUUGUGUAAUAAUGUUUACAUAAUCACACUAGUAUUUAACCAAUUUUUACCCAAUUUUUAUAGCAAAAGUGUUAUUUUACAAAGAAAUAAAAUCAUUUUUCUAUGAAAA
Molecule: messenger RNA, 5723 nt
Organism: Spodoptera frugiperda (fall armyworm)
Lineage: Eukaryota; Metazoa; Arthropoda; Insecta; Lepidoptera; Noctuidae
Product: mpv17-like protein
Exons: 5
Coding region: 654-1223 (189 amino acids)
Cellular component (GO): cytoplasm; membrane
Source: RefSeq, a predicted model, not a curated record